GAGCCCAUUCAUCUGUGCACUUGGGCGUUGGACCCCGCAUCUUAUUAGCAACCAGGGAGAUUUCUCCAUUUUCCUCUUGUCUACAGUGCGGCUACAAAUCUGGGAUUUUUUUAUUACUUCUUUUUUAAAAAAACUACACUUGGGCUCCUUUUUUUGUGCUCGACUUUUCCACCCUUUUUCCCUCCCUCCUGCGCUGCUGCUUUUUGAUCUCUUCGACUAAAAUUUUUUUAUCCGGAGUGUAUUUAAUCGGUUCUGUUCUGUCCUCUUCACCACCCCCACUCCCCCCUCCCUCCGGUGUGUGUGCCGCUGCUGUUGCCGCCGCUGCUGCUGCCGCCGCCGCUACUGCUUGCCCCGUCGUUACACCAACCCGAAGCUCUUUGUUCCCCCCUUGGAUCUGUUGAGUUUCUUUGUUGAAGAAGCCAGCAUGGGUGCCCAAUUCUCCAAGACCGCUGCGAAGGGAGAAGCCGCCGCGGAGAGGCCUGGAGAGGCGGCUGUGGCCUCGUCGCCUUCUAAAGCAAAUGGGCAGGAAAAUGGCCAUGUGAAGGUAAACGGCGACGCUUCUCCCGCGGCCGCCGAGCCCGGCGCCAAGGAGGAGCUGCAGGCUAACGGCAGCGCCCCGGCCGCCGAAAAGGAGGAGCCCGCGGCCGCCGGGAGCGGGGCGGCGUCGCCCUCCGUGGCCGAGAAAGAUGAGCUGGCCGCGGCUGCCCCCGAGGCCGGGGCCAGCCCUGCAGAGAAGGAGGCCCCCGCGGAGGGCGAGGCCGCCGAGCCCGGCUCGCCCUCGGCCGCGGAGGGGGAGGCCGCGUCAGCCGCCUCCUCGACGUCUUCGCCCAAGGCCGAGGACGGGGCCACGCCCUCGCCCAGCAACGAGACCCCGAAAAAAAAAAAGAAGCGCUUUUCCUUCAAGAAGUCUUUCAAGCUGAGCGGCUUCUCCUUCAAGAAGAACAAGAAGGAAGCGGGAGAGGGCGGUGAAGCCGAAGGCACCGCCGGCGCCUCCGCCGAAGGCGGCAAGGACGAGGCCGCCGGGGGCGCCGCUGCGGCCGCCGGCGAGGCUGCGGGCGCGGCCUCCGGGGAGCCGGCGGCGGCGCCAAGCGAGGAGGCGGCCGCGGGCGAGCAGGGGGCGGCGGGGGGCGACCCGCAGGAGGCCAAGCCCGAGGAGGCCGCCGUCGCGCCCGAGAAGCCGUCCGCUAGCGAGGAGGCCAAGGCUGCCGAGGAGCCCAGUAAGGCCGAGGAGAAGACCGAGGAGGCGGGGGCCAGCGCGGCCACCUGUGAGGCGCCCUCUGCCGCGGGGCCCGGCGCGCCCCCGGAGCAGGAGGCGGCCCCCGCGGAGGAGGCGGCGCCCGCCGCGGCGUCUUCAGCCUGCGCAGCUCCCUCACAGGAGGCCCAGCCCGAGUGCAGUCCAGAAGCCCCCCCAGCGGAGGCGGCAGAGUAAAAGGGCAAGAUUUUUUGAGAUAAUCGAAGAACUUUUCUCCCCCCCCCCGUUUGUUUGUUGGAGUGGUGCCAGGUACUGGUUUUGGAGAACUUGUCUACAACCAGGGAUUGAUUUUAAAGAUGUCUUUUCUUAUUUUACUUUUUUUUAAGCAGCAAAUUUUGAUUUUAACCACCUACCCACAGAUCCCAUCUCAGAUCAUUCUGUUACCACCAUUCCAACAGGUCGAGGAGAGCUUAGUUACCUUCCUCUGCCUUGUUUCUCUUUUAUUUUUAUUUUUUGCAUCAGUAUUAAUGUUUUUUGCAUACUUUGCAUCUUUAUUCAAAAAUGUAAACUUUCUUUGUCAAUCUAUGGACAUGCCCAUAUAUGAAGGAGAUGGGUGGGUCAAAAAGGGAUAUCUGAUGAAGUGAUAGGAGCCACGAUGGAGAAAUUUAGUGGUGCAUAACAUUGCCAAGAUAAUGUACCACUGGAAAGGAUGGUGUAAAGGCUUAGUCUUUUUUUUUUUUUAAAGAAAAGUUAUUACGAUGUAUUUUGUGAGGCAGGUUUACAACACUACAAGUCUUGAUUAAGAAGGAAAGAGAAAAAAAAAAAAAAACACCAAUACCCAGAUUUUUAAAAAGAUCAUAGUCUUAGGAGUUCAUUUAAACCAUAGGAACUUUUCACUUAUCUCAUGUUAGCUGUACCAGUCAGUGAUUAAGUAGAACUACAAGUUGUAUAGGCUUUAUUGUUUAUUGCUGGUUUAUGACCUUAAUAAAGUGUAAUUAUGUAUUACCAGCAGGGUGUUUUUAACUGUGACUAUUGUAUAAAAACAAAUCUUGAUAUCCAGAAGCACAUGAAGUUUGCAACUUUCCACCCUGCCCAUUUUUGUAAAACUGCAGUCAUCUUGGACCUUUUAAACACAAAUUUUAAACUCAACCAAGCUGUGAUAAGUGGAAUGGUUACUGUUUAUACUGUGGUAUGUUUUUGAUUACAGCAGACAAUGCUUUCUUUUCCAGUCGUCUUUGAGAAUAAGGAAAAAAUCUUCAGAUGCAAUGGUUUUGUGUAGCAUCUUGUCUAUCAUGUUUUGUAAAUACUGGAGAAGCUUUGACCAAUUUGACUUAGAGAUGGAAUGUAACUUUGCUUACAAAAAUUGCUAUUAAACUCCUGCUUAAGGUGUUCUAAUUUUCUGUGAGCACACUAAAAGCGAAAAAUAAAUGUGAAUAAAAUGUACAAA
Molecule: messenger RNA, 2639 nt
Organism: Mesoplodon densirostris (Blainville's beaked whale)
Lineage: Eukaryota; Metazoa; Chordata; Mammalia; Artiodactyla; Ziphiidae
Gene: MARCKS
Product: myristoylated alanine rich protein kinase C substrate
Exons: 2
Coding region: 425-1429 (334 amino acids)
Biological process (GO): actin filament organization; central nervous system development
Cellular component (GO): cytoplasm; actin filament bundle; plasma membrane
Molecular function (GO): actin filament binding; calmodulin binding
Source: RefSeq, a predicted model, not a curated record